GAGUUAUGUAGAAAAACAUUUUGGGCGAGAAGAUUUUCGUUUUCGUUGCGAUUCAGUUAACAUUUGGCCAGCGGAUUCCGCCCUCAACGGACACGACGACGGACGCGCUAGCGGAGUUUCCACUUUCAACUUUCCACAUUCCACUCCACUGCUGCUGGCCAUAUGUACAGUUAGCCUAAGAGCCAAACCGGAAACGACAGUGACAGCAGCUAACGGUCAGCGCUGAAGGAAAACGCCAGCGGAAACGAAAGAAAACAAAUAUAAAGUUAAAUGCAAAUGCAAUUGCCAAGUGAAGCUAGUAAAGCGCCAAAUCGAACACAGUUCCUGAGCAAAAUAGUCAAAUAAAACAGUGUUGCGUCCUCUAAAUUAAGUGAAACGUGAACUUUAACUCCCGAGAGACUACAGUGAACACUCACAAAAAUGCACACCAGCACGGAUCCCAUGCACACUCUGCACGAUAGUGUCUCCCUUUCGCCGCCGCUUAUAAAGAGCUCCAGGGGUGGCCCCUCCGGAAUGGGAUGCAGUGCAUCCUCACGUGCCGCCGCCGCAGAUGCCAUGUCCAUGGGUUGCGAUGACAGCGACAUAGAGCCGUCGGCCAUCGGCGGUAGUAGUGCCGGCGGCGGAGACGGAUCUGGAUCCUCCGGCGGUCCUCUGGUAAAGCCACCUUACUCAUACAUCGCCCUCAUCACCAUGGCCAUUCUUCAGUCGCCUCACAAGAAGCUUACUCUCAGCGGGAUCUGUGACUUCAUCAUGUCACGCUUUCCGUACUACAAGGACAAGUUCCCCGCCUGGCAGAACUCGAUCCGUCACAAUCUCAGCCUGAACGACUGCUUCAUAAAGGUGCCCCGCGAGCCUGGAAAUCCGGGAAAGGGCAACUUCUGGACGCUGGACCCGCUGGCGGAGGACAUGUUCGACAACGGCAGUUUCCUGCGCCGCCGGAAGCGGUACAAACGCGCUCCAACCAUGCAGCGAUUCUCCUUUCCGGCGGUUUUUGGAACGCUGUCUCCAUUUUGGAUCCGCAAGCCAGUGCCCCUCGUCCCGGUGCACUUCAAUGUGCCCAAUUUCAAUGGGAACAGGGACUUCGACGUGGUUCACAACCCGGCGGAUGUCUUUGACUCAGCUCUGCGGGCGGACAAGAAGUUUAACUUCUUUGCAAAUGCAGAGGCAUCUUUCUACCAGGGAAGCCAAUCGGGUGACAAGUUCGACCGGCUGCCCUUCAUCAAUCGCGGUCGAGGUGUGGAUGCCUUGGAUGCACUGCCUCACAGCAGUGGCUCUGGAGGAGGAGCAGGUGGGGGAAGCGGUGGAUCCGAGGGCGGUCGCGGCAUCAAGUACAAAAGCCCCUACGCCUUUGAUGUGGCAACUGUGGCCAGUGCUGCGGGCAUCUCCAGCCACAGGGAUUACGUCGAUAGACUUUCGGGUGGUGGCUACAUGGAUCUCAAUGUGUACAACGACGAUGCGGACACAGAGGCCGACGCGGAGGCCGAUGGAGACGACGACUCCUGCGAGGAUAAGAUCGACGUGGAGAGCGGCAACGAGCAGGAGGAUUCACACAUCUCCGAUUCGGUGGACAGUGUCUGUACAAAUCGCCUGGAUGCCCCGCCAGAUGCGCUGACCUUCGAGAAUGCGGAGGUGUCCGGCAGCUCGCCACCCGGAAUCAGAUCCAGUCCAAGGACUCGCUUCGAUAGUGAGCCCCUCGUCCUGCGGACCAGCAAGCAGAGCAGCGCCAAGGACUUCCGCAUCGAGACACUGAUUGGCCACCACCUGCAUCACGGUGCUAGCCAGGAGGAGGCCAGCGACUAGGCGGGAUUCCCUUCGACCAUCCGGAGCUUCCCCCAAACCGAUUGGCUUGUGUACAGUCCAUUGAAAGGUGAUUUCUGUUUCGAUCUAAGCACGUUUUAACACUCAACCCACUCCACGAAUGGAAUCCGAGCAGCAAGUAGUGAUCAGUAGGUGUAUCUGUAGGAUGUAGGAGCCAGCACACCAGUUUUUAAAUGCGACCAAAUCAAAGCCAACGCUAUAGUUGCCAGUCCACUUACGUACUAUACAUAUAUCGGCGCGUAUAUCUAUGUGAAUCUGAAGCAUUGCACAUUUAUAGCAUACUUUUAACGCGAAUUCUAGGGAUCCGGACCCGGUUUCUGGACUCUAGACCUAUAUCUAUCAUGCAAGUACUAAUCAUGUGUAAGUGUGCGUGUGUGUGCGUGUAACUGUAACACAUCCAAGCAAGAGGAACACUAUUAACUAUAAUUAGACUAAGAAUUUUGCUGAUGUUAUUGAAAAUUGAA
Drosophila biarmipes is the source of this 2282-nucleotide messenger RNA. RefSeq names its product fork head domain-containing protein FD3 (gene fd59A). The transcript is spliced from 2 exons. Gene Ontology annotation, biological process: anatomical structure morphogenesis; cell differentiation; regulation of transcription by RNA polymerase II. NCBI's taxonomy places the organism in Eukaryota, Metazoa, Arthropoda, Insecta, Diptera, Drosophilidae. Bases 421 to 1800 code for a protein of 459 amino acids. The record is from RefSeq and is a predicted model, not a curated record. Gene Ontology annotation, molecular function: RNA polymerase II cis-regulatory region sequence-specific DNA binding; DNA-binding transcription factor activity, RNA polymerase II-specific.